Molecule: messenger RNA, 2058 nt
Organism: Cuscuta europaea
Lineage: Eukaryota; Viridiplantae; Streptophyta; Magnoliopsida; Solanales; Convolvulaceae
Source: the annotation of a GenBank genome assembly
AAUAUUGAAAUUAUAUAAAAUUGGAAAGUCUGCUUCCCUGAUAAAAUGGCGGCCGCUGCCGCACGUUUACACCUCCUGUAUCCCUCUCCGAUCAACAAGUCGCCGAUACUCAUAUCUGGACUGCGUCGCUCCUUGAGGCUUUUCUCCCCCGUCAACGCCAAAAUCCGCUCCGCACAUCUCCACACAUUCUCCUGCACUACACCACAGUGCUCCUCCUCAUCUGACGCAGUUCCGGAAGCUUUGGUGACUUCUGAAUCGAGUUCAUCCAUAGUUGGUGACCUUCUGGAUUACCUCAAUGAGUCAUGGACUCAAUUUCAUGCUACUGCGGAAGCAAAGAGACAACUAAUUGCUGCUGGGUUCCAUUUGUUAAAUGAGAAUGAGGAGUGGGACCUCAAGCCCGGUGAACGCUACUUCUUUACUCGGAAUAUGUCCUCUCUGGUUGCCUUUGCCAUUGGGAAAAAGUAUUCAGUUGGAGAUGGAUUUCAUAUAAUUGCAGCUCAUACAGAUAGCCCAUGUAUGAAGCUGAAGCCAGUUUCAGCAUCAUACAAAUCUGGCUACCUUAUGGUCAAUGUGCAAACGUAUGGUGGCGGUUUAUGGCAUACUUGGUUUGAUAGAGAUCUUACUGUAGCUGGGAGGGUCAUUUUAAGAGCAGAUGAUGGUUCCUUCUUGCAUAGGCUUGUCAAAGUGAAGCGACCUCUCUUGCGAAUUUUUUUCUGGGUUCCUCCCUUUCUCUUCGCUGAUUUUCUCCUAUAUGGGUAUUUAGCAAUGUGAAUCACGAUGGAUUUAAGCCGAAUCUUGAGACUCACCUGGUGCCACUGUUAGCAACAAACCCUGAUAAUGUUUCUGAUAAGACUUCAGGAAAAACUAAUGCAUCAUCCUCUAAAGAUGUGCACCAUCAACUUCUUCUGCAGAUCUUGUCUGACGAAUUGGGCUGUAAGGUUGGUGAUAUAGCCAGUAUUGAGUUAAAUAUUUGUGAUACCCAACCCAGCUGCCUUGGAGGUGCAAAUAACGAAUUCAUAUUCUCUGGAAGACUAGAUAAUCUUGCGUCAAGUUUUUGCUCAUUGAGGGCUCUUGUAGAUUCAUGCUCUUCUCUUGAAGAUUUGGUGAAUGAGCACAAAAUCCGAAUGAUAGCACUUUUUGAUAAUGAAGAGGUUGGAUCAGAUUCAUAUCAAGGAGCUGGAGCACCAACUAUGUUUGAGGCCAUGAGACGAAUAACUGAUUGCUUAGGUCAUCAUUCUGUUGGAGAAUCUACUUUUGCUCGUUCAAUCCGCGAUUCCUUUCUUGUGUCUGCUGACAUGGCUCACGGAGUUCAUCCAAAUUUUACUGAAAAGCAUGAAGAGCACCACCAUCCAGAGUUACAGAAAGGUCUUGUUAUAAAGCACAAUGCAAAUCAGCGAUAUGCGACGAGUGGAGUCACAUCUCUCCUUUUCAAAGAAGUUGCGAGAAUCCACAACCUUCCUACUCAGGAUUUUGUGGUGAGGAAUGAUAUGGGGUGUGGAUCAACUAUAGGUCCCAUACUUGCUUCUCGGGUUGGUAUUCGCACUGUUGAUUGCGGCAUUGCUCAGCUAUCCAUGCAUAGUGUACGAGAGAUGUGUGGAAAGGAAGAUAUUGAUAUUGCAUACAAACACUUCAAGGCAUUCUAUCAGACAUUCUCAAGCAUUGACAGAAAGCUGCAUGUGGAUGCUAUGGACCAUUCGUGAACGAGAAGGAUCACUGCCGCUUGCAUUAAUGGAGGGGCUCAACUGCCUCAACACAUGUUGCCUUAUCUUUGUUUCCCUAAUGGCUUUGGUAUUAGUCUUUAAAGUCCUUAAUCCAGACUUUGAUUUGGUCUUGUAAUAGCUAUAUAAGAGUCAUAACUUUGCAAUAAAAAACGUCUUUGGAGAAUAAAAAUGGUAAACAUCAACAACAUAGCCAAAUAUCUUCUCUAUACCUAAGGUGAGAAGGUUUGAUUAGUUCCCCAAAACUACCAUUGCUUUUGUUCUUCAUCUUGUGAUGUCUCUAAAAGACCCUUGAAUGAUAUCUUUCUUGUACCUUGAUGCUUAGCUAUUUCACAUGGUA